AUGGGUGUUGCCGCGGGUCCAGCUCCCGCUUCCAGAGCCGCGGAAGCCUCGACGGAAUAUGCUCUCAAGGAGACUGCUGCGCCUGCAUGCUCUGCAGUGAAGGAAGCGAUGCGAGCAGCAGCUGCGGCAGCUUCUGCGGCGAGGGCAGCGCUUGCUCGCAAAAUCAUUGGACCCCACAAAAUCCACGUCAAGGGGCGGCAUAGCCGCAAUAGCCAGGGGCCGUGCAGCCGCUCAAACUCUGCAGCUUCUCGCUCCUCUACACGCGCAGACGCAGCUCCGUCCGCUUCUUCGGCAAGCUUCCCCGAAGCCGCUCCUGGCUGUCUUUGCAGCUCAGCGAGGCGAACUGAGGAGUGCAGCUGGGGCCAGAAAACGGCAUGGCACUUAACGCCGGCAAGCUCAGCCCCUCAUGCUGCUGCUGCUUCUGCUGCAUAUUUCUGCACACCUGAAUUAGCAGCUCCGCAAGGCGCGAGGCCAUUGCCUCAGCUCCCUCUACGGAGAUUACGGCUGCCUCGCGUAGCCGCCGCUUGGCAUGCAGCCGUUGCGGGGGUUGCUUUUUCUCGAGCUGCACCAAGACAUCUUGCAGCAAUCCCUCUUCCAAGAGCAACGGCGGAAGCUCAUCUAGCCACUCCCCCAUGA
Messenger RNA from Cyclospora cayetanensis, 636 nucleotides. RefSeq names its product 60S ribosomal protein L22-like. NCBI's taxonomy places the organism in Eukaryota, Apicomplexa, Conoidasida, Eucoccidiorida, Eimeriidae. The transcript is spliced from 3 exons. The record is from RefSeq and is a predicted model, not a curated record. The coding region runs from base 1 to 636 and encodes 211 amino acids.